Microtus oregoni (creeping vole) is the source of this 2921-nucleotide messenger RNA. RefSeq names its product amyloid-beta A4 precursor protein-binding family B member 3. The coding region runs from base 545 to 2005 and encodes 486 amino acids. The record is from RefSeq and is a predicted model, not a curated record. Gene Ontology annotation, cellular component: cytoplasm; nucleus. NCBI's taxonomy places the organism in Eukaryota, Metazoa, Chordata, Mammalia, Rodentia, Cricetidae. Gene Ontology annotation, biological process: regulation of DNA-templated transcription. Gene Ontology annotation, molecular function: transcription factor binding; amyloid-beta binding. The transcript is spliced from 13 exons.
UUCCCCGCCGAACUUGUUGCGCAUGCGCAGCCCCGCCUCCGUGUGUCAGAGGUUACCUCCAACUCUACUGAGGGUAGAGGCACUUCCGGGGCAUUUCGGUAAAAGGCGUGGCGUUUUUUCCCUAUUACUCUAGGCUGUGCUCAGGCACGGCCACUGGAUCCCUCCCGUCUGGUCCUGGGCCGUGUACGCGGGCGGGCAAAGGUCGGGACGUGAUGAUCUCAUGCUCCACGCGAUGAUGUCAUCCGCGCCCUGGUGCACACAGGACACGUUCUCGCCGGUCCUCCGCCGUCCGAGGAACUCCUAGUUGCCUACGGGUGCGGGGUUCAUAGUGUCGGUGCACUUCGUAGGGCACACGCACCGAGACGCGCGAGGACUCGGCGACCCGGACGCCGCGGCGCCUGCAGCUCAGGCCCGCCUCUGCCCUUCCCCAAGGCCGGCCCAAUCUCGCCCCGUUGGCCCGGCGGUCUCCGGCGCAGAGGCUGGGCUAGGGGGCCCUGCAGCUCCGGAGGUCGCCGUGGGCUAAGAGCGCAGGCUGUCAUAGGCUAUGUUGGGCAAGGAUUAUAUGCUGGCCAUCAUUCUGGUCAACUGCGAUGAUGACUUGUGGGGGGACCAAAAUCUGGAGGGGGAGACAGGAUUACCCCCUGGCUGGAGAAAGAUCCGUGAUGCUGCAGGCACUUAUUAUUGGCAUGUACCCAGCGGCAGCACUCAGUGGCAGCGCCCAACCUGGGAACUAGGAGGUGCAGAGGACCCAGGAACGAGGACGGAGGGGAUUUGGGAACUGCGACCCCCCAAGGGGAGAUCCUUCUCCAGCCUGGACAGUUCAUUGAACCGGAGUAACUCUCUGACAUGGUAUGGUGAAGAUUCCUAUGUCCGGAGCCUGGAGCCAGGAGCUAAGUGCUUUGCAGUCCGCUCUCUGGGCUGGGUAGAGGUGCCUGAGGAGGACCUGGCACCAGGGAAGAGUAGUAUUGCUGUCAAUAACUGUAUCCAGCAGCUGGCCCAGACUCGCAACCGGAGCCAGCCCCAUGAUGGUGCCUGGGGUGAGGGCCAGAACAUGUUGAUGAUCCUGAAGAAAGAUGCCAUGAGCCUGGUGAAUCCCCUGGACCACAGUUUGAUCCAUUGUCAGCCUCUGGUUCACAUCCGUGUCUGGGGUGUGGGCAGCUCCAAGGGCCGUGACAGGGACUUUGCCUUUGUUGCGGGUGACAAAGACAGCUGUAUGCUCAAGUGUCAUGUGUUUCGCUGUGAUGUGCCUGCAAAGGCCAUUGCAAGUGCUCUACAGGGGCUCUGUGCACAGAUCUUGUCGGAGAGGGUAGGAGUCAGUGGAGAAGCUGCUUGCUGUUCCCCAGAUCCUAUUUCCCCUGAAGACUUACCAAGGCAAGUGGAGUUGCUGGAUGCAGUGAGCCAGGCUGCUCAGAAAUACGAGGCACUGUACAUGGGGACCCUACCAGUCAACAAAGCCAUGGGUAUGGAUGUGCUGAAUGAGGCCAUUGGUACCCUCACUGCCCGCGGGGACCAGAAAACCUGGGUUCCUGCUAUGCUCAGUGUGUCUGACUCUCUGAUGACUGCGCAUUCCAUUCAGGCAGAGGCUAGUGCAGAGGAAGAACCAUUGUGGCAGUGCCCUGUGCGUCUUGUGACCUUUAUUGGUGUUGGCCGUGAUCCACACACCUUUGGCCUCAUCGCUGACCUUGGUUGUCAGAGAUUCCAGUGUGCAGCCUUCUGGUGCCAGCCUCAUGCUGGGGGACUUUCUGAAGCUGUGCAAGCUGCCUGUAUGGUUCAAUACCAGAAGUGUCUGGUGGCCUCAGCAGCUCGGGGUAAGGCCUGGAGUGUCCAGGCCCGUGCCCGCCUUCGGCUCAAGCGGACCAGUUCCAUGGACUCCCCUGGUGGCCCCUUGCCUCCCCCACUACUCAAAGGAGGGGUUGGUGGUGCUGGGGCAGCUCCUCGAAAGCGGGGCGUCUUCUCAUUUCUUGAUGCCUUCAGGCUAAAACCUUCUCUUCUCCAUAUGUCCUAAACUGAUCUUAGAGGGUUGGGGAAGGAGGCUUUACACUCCUCCAGUUCCCAGGGUUCUGUAGCCUCUCACCUUCCUGCCUAUCCCCGAUCCUUGCCUACCCUCUAUUUAUUACCAAGUUUCUUGUUAAUAUGGAUGACUGAGAGGCCCUGCACUAUAACUUAGGCCCCUGGCACCCUUUUCCUUGGGUCCUUUUGUUCCUUGCCCCUGUCCAACCCUGGACAAUUGGCUCUACCUCAGCAACUUUAUAGCAGAAUCAGCGCAAAUAAAAAUCCCUCAGUGACCUCACUAGUUGUGAGUAUAUUAGACGUGGGAUAAGGUUGGGGACCAUCAGCUUGUGUGAGGUGGGUAUGUAUGCUUGGUGUUGUUGACUGCCUUUAGUCACACGGGGCAUGGUGCAUAUUGGAAAUGUGACUGCAUUCAUUCAGCAAACAAUUUACGAGAUUUUCUGUGCCAGAUAUUAAAGUAGGCCUAUUAGGAUUCCUUCUGAGACUUUCUGAGGUGAAACAACCAAAUAGGUAAGCAGAAGAUACCAGGAACUACCAGAGGGUUGUGGGAGCUCAGCUGAGACUUGUCCAAGGCAUUUCAGAAGACUUCUGAAGAGUCGACAUAUUUGUGUAUUGAAGAAGUUCUUCUUAGUGAGCCUAGAGAAAAUAAAAAUUGUGCAGGCAGUCUAUUGAUAAGCGAGCUUCCAGAGGUUGAUGUGAUUAGAUCCAGCAGGUACUUCUGGUGAAUUUGCGCCUGAGAGCAAACUAGGAGAUGUUAGAAAAACCUACCUGUUUGGUGCUCCUUGACAAAGUCUCCAUCCAGAUCAUCUUUUUUUGUUUGGUUUUUCGAGACAGCGUUUCUCUGUAGCUUUGGAGCCUGUCCUGGAACUAGCUCUUGUAGUAAACUAGCUCUUGUAGACCAGGCCAGCCUG